AUGGCGUACAACCGACGAAGUGGCGGUGGAUAUGGUGGUUAUGGUAGCGGAGGCGGUGGUUAUGGUGGUGGCGGCGGUGGUGGAGCUGGUGGCGGCCGAUACAACAACGGCGGUGGUUACCGAGCCGGAGGUGGCUCAGUUAAUCCUUGGCAAGCUAGCCCUGGCGCCAGUGGUCCAUUACCGCGACAGUCACAACAAGGGCAUCAUCCACCUGCUCAAUUGGCAAUAGCCAGUAACAUAAUCAGCAAGUUACUAACAUCAUCUAAUUCAAUGUCAGGAGGCGGCUAUGGUGGUGGUCCAAAUCGAAGUGGAAAUUGGGGCAGUGGUGGUCCUAGAAUGUCACAUAUGGGUAUGCGCCCAAGACAAGAUGGUCACGGAGGAUUUAAUAAAGAUAACAGGCGUCGUGGUGGUGGCGAUCCACACAACAGAUUUUCUGGUGGAGGCCGUAAAUCAGGUGGUGGAAUGAAAGAUGGAGAUAAACGUAAAUCUGCAGGAAAAGUUAAUGAUGAAAACAAAAAAGGACAAAAUGAUCGUGAGAGAACUAAGGAACAAUUGGAUGCCGACAAAAAAGUGUCUUAUGUUGGUGUCCCUUCAGCUGUACUUUAUUGCCAUGUUUGUUCCAAACAUAUGUGGGAUUCCGAGUCUUUUGAAAAACAUGUACGUGGAAGACCUCAUGAAUUGAUGAUGAAUUACUUAGAUGAAGCAUAUAGAAUGCGUGUUGAUUUUAUGAGACAUCAAAUAAAAGCUGUUGAAAACCAAAGAGAGAUUGAUUUGGAACGUGUUACAAACAACAAGCAUAAAUCUAAUAGUGGUAGUGGUAAAAAUGCAGGCGGCAGCUCUGGUUCUAAACCACUAUUACGUAGCUAUUGCCCUAUGUGUGAUGUACGUUUUUAUGGACCACUAACUGGACAUCGAAAGAGCGAUAGACACAGGAAACUUAAACAAUUUUUACAUCCCGAAUGCAAAUUGUGUGAUGCCUUAUUCCAUACUCGACUUGAAAUGGAUGAACACAAACUAACUGCUGGACAUUUAAAGAAAGUAUCUGAAAUGCGCAAUAUAGAACAUCCUCACUUGAAAGAUGAUGAAUUUGAUCUGAUUGACAUGAUUAAAAUUGAAGAAGACGAUCAGCAAGAUCAUGAUCAGAUGCCUGUUGCUAAAAAAUAUGAGAUGCUUGGCGAUCGUGAUGCUACUAAAUUAAAAUUAGAGUUGGAAGGUGGAACUGGAGAAAAACAUCAUCGUGGUGGAAAGAAAAAUUUGGCUAAUGCUGGAACUAUUGCGAAUAAGGCUAAUACUGCUGAUACUGCUGAUACUGCUGAUACUACCAUUACAGCUGAUGACAAAGAACAAGAAGAAGAAAUCAAAGUAAAGAAGGAAGAAGAAGAAAUCAAAGUAAAGAAGGAUGAAGAAAUGGAUACGUCAGAUAUUAUUGCUACAGGAGAAGAAUCAACUGCUGAAGAUACAGCUGCUGAUCAAUCCAUUAAAGAAGAAAAUAUUAACAACGAAUCUGCAACUAACAAAGAAAAUCAACCUGCAGCUUAUGAUCCAAAGGUGGCCAUAGGAAAAGAAUUGUUGGUCUCUACAAAUGGAUAUGUGUGUAGGUUGUGUAAUUGUUUCCUACUGGACGAACAACGAGUUUCAAUCCAUUGCCAGACUGCGGCCCAUUACAUAAAUUACACAACAAUGACCAAAAUGAAAGAAGCCACCUUGGUAGGUAAAAAACGAGGCAUUGAUCAAGUGAUUGAAAAGGAUGAUACUGCUAAGCAAGGUGAAGUUGAAGUAAAAGAAGAAAAAGUUGAUAUUGAUUCUGAGGAGGGUAGAGCUGUUAAACGCAUUAAAUUGGAUAAUAAAGAAGAACCCGAAGAAGAAAACAAUAAAAUGGAUACGAGUGAUCCGCAAUCAAGCGAAGUGACUGAAAAUACAGAAAAACCUGUUAUUGAAGAUAAAAUAGAUGAAACCAUAAAACCAGUAGCAGUAGUGGAACCAGUAGUAAUACCACCAGUAGUAAUACCACCAGUACCAGCAGCAAUACCAAUACCAGCACCAGUACCAGCAGCAAUACCAAUACCAGCACCAGUACCAGCUGCAGUACCAAUACCAGUAGUAAUACCACCAGUACCAGCAGCAAUACCAAUUCCAGUGGCAAAGCCAUUUGUAGCUCCAGCGGCAAAACCAGUGGCAAAGCCAGUUACACCAACAACACCAAGGGGACGUGGUGGCAGAGGCCGUGGAGGAAGAGGUGGUGUAGCUAGGCGUGGAGCCAGGCGUUAA
Messenger RNA from Macrosiphum euphorbiae (potato aphid), 2268 nucleotides. NCBI's taxonomy places the organism in Eukaryota, Metazoa, Arthropoda, Insecta, Hemiptera, Aphididae. The record is from the annotation of a GenBank genome assembly.